AUGCCAGCUCCAAACCUCACCGAGGUGUACUUCAACCCCUCCACGCUCACGCUGCUUGGGAUUCCAGGCCUGGAAGGCGUGCAGUUCUGGAUCGCUCUCCCUUUCUGUGUCAUGUACGUACUCGCUAUACUAGGCAACCUGCUCCUUCUGGCAGUUAUCAAAACAGAGCACAGCCUCCAUAGCCCCAUGUAUAUCUUCCUGGCUAUGUUAGCUGUGACAGACCUAGGUUUAUCCACUUGCAUAAUGCCUACAAUUCUGGGCAAUUUCUGGUUUGGAUCCAGCGACAUUGGUUUCAAUGCCUGCUUAGUCCAGAUGUUCUUUAUCCACACUUUCCAGGCUAUGGAGUCAGGGGUGUUGUUGGCAAUGGCCUUUGACAGGUACAUGGCAGUCUGCAAUCCCCUGAGAUAUUCAAGCAUCCUAACUGACCAUUUCUUGUGCAAACUGGGGCUUGCCAUUGUAAUCAGGCCAACCAUCUUGAAUGCUCCGUGUGCUUUUCUGAUUAAGAGAUUGCAGUUCUACAAGAGCACCAUCAUCUCCCACUCCUACUGCGAGCACAUGGCUGUGGUGAAGCUGGCAGCUGUUGACAUCAGGAUCAACAAAGCUUACGGCCUCUUUGUAGCUUUCACAAUCCUGGGCGUUGACAUAAUCUUCAUCGCUGUGUCUUAUGUCCUGAUCUUCAGGGCCAUCUUCAUGCUGCCGCAGAAGGAUGCACGUCUCAAGGCUUUCCAUACCUGCACCGCCCACAUCUGUGUCUUUCUCGAGUUUUACAUCCUAGGCUUCUUCUCCUUUUUCACGCACCGCUUUGGGCACCACGUGGCCCCCUACAUCCACAUCCUCCUCUCCAACCUCUACCUCCUGGUGCCCCCGCUGCUGAACGGUGUGAACACCAAGCAGAUCCGGCGGCGGGUGCGGGAAGUGUUGUGGCUCAAGAGCAGCUCUUCCAAGCACUGA
This is a messenger RNA of Alligator sinensis (Chinese alligator), 951 nucleotides long. RefSeq names its product olfactory receptor 52A5-like. NCBI's taxonomy places the organism in Eukaryota, Metazoa, Chordata, Crocodylia, Alligatoridae. Gene Ontology annotation, biological process: G protein-coupled receptor signaling pathway. Gene Ontology annotation, cellular component: membrane. Gene Ontology annotation, molecular function: olfactory receptor activity; G protein-coupled receptor activity. The record is from RefSeq and is a predicted model, not a curated record.